Messenger RNA from Cydia amplana, 364 nucleotides. RefSeq lists its product as uncharacterized. Bases 20 to 364 code for a protein of 114 amino acids. The record is from RefSeq and is a predicted model, not a curated record. NCBI's taxonomy places the organism in Eukaryota, Metazoa, Arthropoda, Insecta, Lepidoptera, Tortricidae. The transcript has 4 exons.
AAUACAAGCCACAUUUAAGAUGUCCAGUAGAAAUGUACGUAAAGUAUUUGGUGAUAACCGUCUGCCAGAGCCCUGUGAUGAUUCCGAUGAUGAUUACGAACCUCUAUAUGCAAAGAAUACAGCUUCUAAGUUCACUUAUGAAGGGCUUGAGUUGAGCUCUCACUCUGAAAAAGAGCAGGAGCCCUCAGAAUCGGAAUCAGUUGAAGAGGUUGAACCCCAGCCAGAAACAAGCAAGAAGAAAAAUAAACGAAAAAAGAAAAAACUAAAGAAAGCUAAAGAGGCAGUUGAAGAUGGAGAGGUCUAUUUACCACUUUUCUCAAGUGAUUUAAAGAAGUUGCAUGGUGAUUUUCUAGUAGAAGGAUGA